CCCCUUCUAUGUCGCACCUCGCCGGGGAUCCCACCGCGGCCGUCGAAGAUCCCAACUCCAGCCAAAAAGACCAAAGCUUUCUCUGACGAUGAGCUUCUCCUCUAUUGCAAGACCCGUGCAGCUAAAUGCUCCAUCGGUAAGAACCGGCGGCCGGCGACGGCGAGUCGCGAAGCCCAAGAACUGCCGCCGCAACGGGAGAUUGCGCAGAAGGCUCAGCGAUUCCAAAGCGAUUCUCCGAAGGCUACAGGCGCUAAAAGAUCUCAUCCCUUCCAUCAGAAAUAGAACCGCCGGCGACGAGGUUGCGCUGCCGCAGCC
Molecule: messenger RNA, 315 nt
Organism: Dendrobium catenatum
Lineage: Eukaryota; Viridiplantae; Streptophyta; Magnoliopsida; Asparagales; Orchidaceae
Source: RefSeq, a predicted model, not a curated record